Lachancea meyersii CBS 8951 is the source of this 987-nucleotide messenger RNA. The record is from the annotation of a GenBank genome assembly. Lineage: Eukaryota; Fungi; Ascomycota; Saccharomycetes; Saccharomycetales; Saccharomycetaceae.
AUGUAUAUAAGGCUCCGUGAUUUGAUAAGUUAUACCAGGAACCUUUCACGCUCAUUCACAGUAGGAGGCACUUCUCGACACCUCAAAUGGUUCACAGGCGGCGCUGCUGUCACUAUCUCUGGUUUAGCUUACUAUUGCAAUGAAAAAUGGGACCAAGCUGAGCUGUCGCCUGAGCAUUUCACGAAAUACAGAAUAAGUUACAAUGAUAGAAUAGAUUCUGACCAUUUUAUGCUGGAAUUGACCCCUCUCGAGUCCCAGAAAGUCGAUUUGUGGACCGCGAUGAGGUCUGAGAAAUUAUGGUCUGUCCAGAUCAAACAGCCUGAAUGCAUGGUUGUGAGAAACUACACGCCGCUACCUCUCGAGCAUGUUGGAAACGGGCGAAUUCAGCGAUUUUCCAAGGGCAGUUAUGAAGAGGGAAAGCUAUUUUUCUACUUGAAGAGAUAUCACACCGGUGAAGUGGCCCGAUGGUUGAGUGAGUUGCCCGAGGGCCAUGUAAUCGAGUUACGUGGGCCAUAUAUUGACCACGAGCUGCCGAAACAAUCAAAUGACAAAAAGUCUUCUUACGAUAUCGCUACUUUCACGGCAGGCACUGGGAUAGCUCCAAUCGCACAAAUAUUGCUAACGAACACGCCGUUUGCGGGAAGGAUUUUGAUGCUUCAUUCGUGCUCUACCAGACAAGAUUUAGGUCCUUUAAAACCCCUGCUGGAGGAGGCACUAAGCAACAAACGGGGCGUGCUGCACUAUUUCGAGUCUGCGAAUGGACGCGAUAUACGCAAAAUUCCAAACGAGGUGAUGGCUUUGAUACCGAAACCCCACACUGAAAGAGAAAGUGAAACCUCCAUAAGUCCAAUUUUGUCGCUGGUAUGCGGUCCUGAUGGCUAUCUAGCUACAAUGACAGGCGCAAAGCACGGUUUACUACAGGGACCAGUGCUAGGACUGCUUGCCCAAAAGAAUUGGGACAGUUCAAACGUGUUCAAAUUAUCCUGA